AAAAUACAAAAAUUAGCCAGGUGUGGUGGCACACGCCUGUAGUGGUGGUGCAUGCCUGUAGUCCCAGCUACUCAAGAGGCUGAGGCAGGAGAAUCACUUGAACUGGGAGAUGGAGGUUGCAGUGAGCUGAGAUCGCACCAGUGCACUCCAGCCUGGGCAACAGAGUGAGACUCCAUCUUAUAAAAGGAAAAAAGAAGAAAAGAAAAAUUCCAUAUCUGAGUGUUUACUCCUGAGUUUUUGAGAUUGUUAUUAAGCUCGUGCUCUACUGUGAUGAUUUGGGUUUGUUUGAUAAUCAGAAAAAAGCAUAUUCUUUUGGGUGUUCAGCCACACUGCUUUGGUGUCACAACUGCACAUUGGUUUCACAGCUGCAGGACAAAUUCGAGCAUCUUAAAAUGAUUCAACAGGAGGAGAUAAGGAAGCUCGAGGAAGAGAAAAACAACUGGAAGGAGAAAUCAUAGAUUUUUAUAAAAUGAAAGCUGCCUCUGAAGCACUGCAGACUCAGCUGAGCACUGAUACAAAGAAAGACAAACAUCGACUUUUUACCUUAAUCCUUGCUGCAGUAUUUCCAAGUAACAGUGGAGAUAGAUUUACCCUUUCUAAACUAUUAGCUGUAAUUUUAAGCAUUGGAGGUGUUGUACUGGUAAACCUGUCAGGGUCUGAAAAAUCUGCUGGAAGAGAUACAAUAGGUUCCAUUUGGUCUCUUGCUGGAGCCAUGCUCUAUGCUGUCUAUAUUGUUAUGAUUAAGAGAAAAGUAGAUAGAGAAGACAAGUUGGAUAUUCCAAUGUUCUUUGGUUUUGUAGGUUUGUUUAAUCUGCUGCUCUUAUGGCCAGGUUUCUUUUUACUUCAUUAUACUGGAUUUGAGGACUUCGAGUUUCCCAAUAAAGUAGUAUUAAUGUGCAUUAUCAUUAAUGGCCUUAUUGGAACAGUACUCUCAGAGUUCCUGUGGUUGUGGGGCUGCUUUCUUACCUCAUCAUUGAUAGGCACACUUGCACUAAGCCUUACAAUACCUCUGUCCAUAAUAGCUGACAUGUGUAUGCAAAAGGUGCAGUUUUCUUGGUUAUUUUUUGCAGGAGCUAUCCCUGUAUUUUUUUCAUUUUUUAUUGUAACUCUCCUAUGCGAUUAUAAUAAUUGGGAUCCUGUGAUGGUGGGAAUCAGAAGAAUAUUUGCUUUUAUAUGCAGAAAACAUCGAAUUCAGAGAGUUCCAGAAGACAGCGAACAGUGUGAGAGUCUCAUCUCUAUGCACAGUGUUUCUCAGGAGGAUGGAGCUAUUUAGCUGUUUGUUGUCUGUAGCCCAGCUUGAUAAUGGAACUAUACAGCGAAGAGACAAUCUCUGGCAAGUUUUUGUAGAAAAAAUGUUUCAGUGCCUAGUCUGAAAAAUAACAGUUUCAGUUCUUUGAAACUCUAAAAUAUAUUUUUCUCAUACCUGUUUUCUUCAUUUUCAUAAUGAAGCACUUUGCUAUGUAGCUGUGUACAUAUCACUACAGUUAUAGGAAGUUUCAGUCUACAGUCCAUCCAAAGGACCAACCUGCCUUACACAUCUCAAGGAAUUCAGCUGUUGAAAUCAUUUGAACUAAUCAAGGAAUAAAUCCUAAUGUUCUGGGACUUCAUUUUCACAUGUUAAAUGCUGGAAUAUAUUAUGAAAAUGUUUUCAAGAAAUCACUUAAGUGUUCAUAGACCAGUAUUUCUGACAGGUAAAAUGCUAAAAUAAGCUACCUGUAAUAAGUGUGGAUUAUAUUUUUGGGUUUUGUAGAAUAUUGCAAAUUAACUACACAAAAAAUGUUUAAUUUAUGCAACAAGCAUGUUUGUGCAAAUUUCAUGGGACUUUAAAAAGAAUAAGUAUUUGAGAAAAUAUCUGGUUCACUUACACUACAUUUACUGUAUUAUUCUUUUAUAGCAUUAGGUGCCUUGUAUUUUAAAUCUGUGACAAACCGUGGCAAAUUUUUAAAGGGGAAGUAUUAUUAUAAAAUGAAGAAAUAUGUAUUUCUAAAGGCUAUAUUGCUGUAAACUUAAUUGAUAAAGCUCUGUUUAAUUUAGAGUUUUGAAGAAAUAGUCUCCCUUCAAUUAAGAAAUUUUCAUAAUGGAAUGAUUUAAAUUGAAGUGACAAAGAGUAUUAUUAAAAUACAAUGUUUAUACGUGUAUUUGUGUAUUGUAGAUGUAUCAAGUGAUUUCUAAUUUUUUUCACAUAUGAAUGUGCCAGAUUACUCUAGAACUAGAUGUCUCUUCUUUAAAUAAUUUUAGUUUUCCUGAAUAAAUUUGUAAUGGUUAAAGUACCAAGUAAGUAAGGCGAGAAGGGAUUCUGUUUUUAAAAUCACAUCAGAACUUUUCCUCUACUAAGAUUAUAAAUUAAAUGUAAAAUACUCCUAAUUGCAAUUCUUAAACUUAGGCCUUACAUGUACUUAUUAUGCAACUGCUCCUGGACUCUAUUCACCAUAGAUAUCAGUAAACGUAUGUCCCAGGAUUCACAGGCUUUUGAUUAAUCAAUAUUCUUUUCAAGUUUUCUGUGUGAAGAGUUUAGUUCUCUUCAAAAUUUCUUAACUAAUCUGAUUUUUAAGAAUUCUCUUUGCAGUGUUUAGCUUCCUAUUCACAUUCUUAAAAUUGCUUUGGUGUUACCAUGAGUCUAAAAUGAAGUUUAGCCUUCCUUUUGUUUCAUUCUGAGAACUUCUAUAUUAUAUUACCUUUAAAAAUUGUUUAUGAUAUUAAAUUUAAAAUACAAACAGCUCUGUCUCUUUUUUUUUUUUUUAAUCAUCCAGCCCAAAGUGGCAAAAACAGCUCUUUUCUCAUUUGGCACCACCAAUAAUGCAAGUUAAAAAUAAUGUUGAGUUUAUUAUACUUUUGACCUGUUUAGCUCAACAGGGUGAAGGCAUGUAAAGAAUGUGGACUUCUGAGGAAUUUUCUUUUAAAAAGAACAUAAUGAAGUAACAUUUUAAUUACUCAAGGACUACUUUUGGUUGAAGUUUAUAAUCUAGAUACCUCUACUUUUUGUUUUUGCUGUUCGACAGUUCACAAAGACCUUCAGCAAUUUACAGGGUAAAAUCGUUGAAGUAGUGGAGGUGAAACUGAAAUUUAAAAUUAUUCUGUAAAUACUAUAGGGAAAGAGGCUGAGCUUAGAAUCUUUUGGUUGUUCAUGUGUUCUGUGCUCUUAUCAUCACACAGGUCAUGUGUUGUUACUCAGGAUUCUGGAAGUACUAAGCCGUAGUUAACAGGCUGCAUAGACCUUCAGCCAAUCUUCUUUCAUUAUACUGCUGCUUUUCUGUUUCUUAAAAAACAAAAAUCAAUGAACAACUUCUUUAGAAGGAAGCAGCACUGUUCAAUUGGUUAACUGAAAGUAUGAAUCACUGCCGCUUUUCUUGCCCACCUCUUGGCUUUUUCUCACAGGUUUUAUUUAUCUGAAUGAUUGUUGCAUUUGAAUACUGUAGCCAUGGUGAGUGAGCAGUUGAAGACUUCCUUUCUGCACCUUCAUAGUUAAGGGUUCAUCUUCUCAAGAAAUAAAGUUGUGCUGGGUUGUUUCAAUUCUGUAGAUCACCUAGAAACUAGGUAACAAGGCCCUUGGAUCACAAUGAGCACAUUGCAGGUCUUUGGAAAUGCUGGGAAGGGGUUACAUUCAAGUAACUGCUGACGUCCUUCCUCUCUGUCAGACCCAUGUUGGCCUGUAAUUAUAUUUUUCUGAAUCUAAAAACAAAUAGAAAUUUCUGAUAUCUUUUCAGUCUCCUACUUUUCUUUCCAUUCAUCACUUAAAUCUCAUUAUUGUAUAACGUUUCAAAUUAUGACCUGGAUUGAAGGAAGUCUGUUUUGUCAGGGACUUUGUUAGGUGAACAUCAGAAUCUCAACUACAACAAAGCUGAAAAAUGAGGCAGCCUUAACAGUAAAUGCUUUUGGGCCGGGCGCGGUGGCUCACGCCUGUAGUCCCAGCACUUUGGGAGGCCGAGGCGGGCGGAUCACGAGGUCAGGAGAUCGAGACCAUCCUGUUUAACACAGUGAAACCCCGUCUCUACUAAAAAUACAAAGAAUUAGCUGGGCGAUGUGGCGGGCGCCUGUAGUCCCAGCUGCUCGGGAGGCUGAGGCGAGAGAAUGGCGUGAACCCAGGAGAUGGAGCUGGCAGUGAGCCGAGAUCAGGCCACAGCACUCCAGCCUGGGCGACAGCGAGACUCCGUCUAAAGAAAAAAAAAAAGUGAAUACUUUUGAAAUGAGUGCUUUUUGAAGCUUAGAAGAACCAUUAGGUUUAUGUAAUGCACCCAUACUUAUGCCUUUAAAUAAAUUUUAAUUUAAAAACAUUGAGAUAUUGGCUUCUGUCAACCAGACUUAAUUAAUUCUUUACAUUAAGGUGAUUUUCCCCCUGGCAGCUGACAAAUAAGUUCAUUGUUCUUGUAGAAGUGAGCUCACAAGGUUAAAUGUGAAUGUUCUCAAAGGUACACAGCCUUGUUUCAGAAGAAUUUUAGUGCCCACUGUAAAAUCAAUCAUGCAGAGCCAAUUUGGGGUAUGACUCCAAGGUAUGCAAGGUAUGACUCCUCUGGAAGCCAAGUUUUUUCAUAGGGCACUGUGGUAAUACCCAUAGCACUAAUCCUCAGUGUGCUGGUUGAAGAAAUAAAAUGUUUUUAAAGAAGGAUAAAGGAGGAAUUAAUUAGAAAAUGUUUUUUUACAUAUUAGCAAAUAAAUGAAAUGUCAUUUUCAUAUUAAGUAAUUAUAGUUAUGAUCUUGCUUCAUUUCUACCUACUCUCCUUUUGAAAUAUUCUUUAUUACUAAAUAAUAUUUUAGGAGGAGUUAACAGAAAUAAUUACCUGUAACAGCUGCAGAUAAACUUACAUAGCUAACAUUGUGUGCUGACUUUUUUAAAUGGUGAAGUGGCAUUAAUGAGAUGUUCAGUUUAUAGAAUUUGAAGUUUGAGUUCUAUUUUAGUAGUCUGCCGUGUCCCCUAAAUCCCAUUUAGAUAAAUUGAGGUUCAUUUUUCACAUAGACUUGCAAUUUUUAGACACCACUUUUUUUAUAGUAACAGCCUCAUUUGCCUGUACAAUAACUAAUAAUACAGUAUUUCAUAGGUACAUUGUAUGUGCACAGGAAAUUUUUCUUUAAAUCUUAAGAGCCUUUAAUAAACGAGAUAUUUUAAUAUUUUAAUGUUACUACAUUUAAAAAAUAGUGUUUUCCUACAAAAUUUUCUGUAUUCAGUAUACGUUAACUAUGAAAAUGUCAAACAAUGAAAUCAUUGAAAUAUAUUUAAGGAAAAAUUACCAACCAAAAGUAAUGAGUACCCUCUAUAUGCAUAUUUGCUGGAAUGUUCAUGUGAAAUGGUAACAUUUCCAAUAACAGCAUUUUGAAUCUGGGGUGACACAAACAUGAUUUUUAUUUUUGAGCUAGGGAUUUUGAUGGAGAAGCACCUAGAUGAAGACACCAUUUCAUUCAUGAUAUUUUAAAAUUAGAAAAGUAAAGCUUCUAAAUUGAAACUCUUAACAGGUCACUUCAUGAAAUUUUUAGUUUUAAAUUUAAUUUUACAUGAGAUAUCUUUCUGAAGAGCUACUUUUAUUAACUUUCACUUAGAUCGUUGUAUGCUAGGCAUUCAGUAUUUCCUACUUGAUUUUCCUAUGCCUAGUUGUGAUUACAGCAAGUAUUUAAUAAUAAAGUCAGUCAUGUGAGAGUAUCCAUUAAUUUCAGUGGGUCCUUGGAAGGCAGGCAGAAGAUUUCUGUCCAAGAGUCUUAUUUUUGACAUGAGAUGAAAUUCUUUUUUUUUUUUUUGAGAUUGGGUCUCACUGUGUCACCCAGGCUGGAGUGCAGUGGCAGGAUCUUGGCUCACUGCAACCUCCCAAGCUCAAGCCAUCCUCCCACCUCAGUCUCCUGAGUAGCUGGGACUACUGGCAUGUGCCCCCAUUCCUGAUUAGUUUUUUUGUAUUUUUGGUAGAGAUGGGGUCUUGCUAUAUUGCCUAAUUUUUGUGUUUUUAGUAGAGAUGGGGUUUCACCAUGUUGGCCAGGCUGCUCUUGAACUCCUGAGCUCAAGUAACCUGCCCGCCCUGGCCUCCCAAAGUGCUGGGAUUACAGGCAUGAGCCACCAUGCCUGGCUAAAACCAAUUCUUUAGAUUGUUUUUGCCACCAUUUGCUUACUUGGAAUAGCUUUCACAUUUAUUUUUCUUAUGAAGAAAUCCAGUGUCAGUCAGACCAUGUAACAUCAAAGCAAAAUUUCAUUGAAGCCUAUCCCUGUCUUAAUUAUUCUAAAAUAAAGUACAAUAAAGUGAAUUAUUUUGCCCUUUGUAGUAGCAUAGUGUUAAGUUAUAUAUAUAUUUUAAUAUGCAUACUCCUAAGUAAAGUUUCAGAGACCACAUGCUGGAGAGCAGUGGCUUUCAGACAGCAUCAGCAUCACCUGAAGACCUUGUUGAAUACACAUUAUUGGAAGAGAGGGGAGAACACAGGCUCAUGCCUGUAAUUCCAGUGCUUUGGGAGACUGAGGCAGGAGGAUCACGUGAGCCCAGGAGUUCAAGAUCAGGCUGGGCAAUACAGCAAGACCCCCGUCUCUACAAAAACAAAAACAAAAAACAAACAGGCAUGGUAGUGCAUACCUGUAGUCUGAGCUGCUUGGGAGUCUGAGGCAGGAGGAUCACUUGAACCCAGGAGUUCGAGGCUGCAGUGAGUUAUUAUUGGGCCACUGCAGUCCAGCCUGGGCAGCAAAGUGAGACCCUGUCUAUGAAAAAAACAAAACCAAAAACUUGAUUGCUGGGUGCCACCCUAGAGUUUCUGAUUCAGUAGGUCUGGCGGUGGGGAUGGUGGGCCUGGUAAUUUGCCUUUCUAACAAGCGUCCAGGUAAUGCCCCAGCUGCUGGUCGCAGGACCACACUUUGCAGAUUAUUACUCUGAGAAGAGCACUAACUCUGACGUUGGAUUCCUUCUGUUCCUCAUUAGUGAAUUUAUUUGGGGGAGAUUAUUCAAUCUGGUAGAUCUGCAUUUACUUAGCUGUGAAGUGGAGGUUAAUGCAACCUGCCUGAGACUGUGAGAAUGAGAAACUCUAAUUGAAAUACCAGGCCCAACGUGCCUGGAUGCUUGAAAAAUGCUGACUCCCAUGGUCAGUCCUUCCCUCACUCUUCUCAGCUAUAAAGUGAGGAGCGAAAUUCAGUAUCUUUUAAGAUUCCUCUCAGGUGUAAAAUGCUGUGAUUCUAAAAGUUUAAUUUUGUAGUUCCAGAGACAAUGCCAAACACCUGUGUGUACUUAGUGCUUUGUAAAGAGUGGUGAUAACAGCGACGCCACAUAGGCCGUAGUUUUGUAGUUCCAGAGACAAUGCCAAACACCUGUGUGUACUUAGUGCUUUGUAAAGAGUGGUAAUAACAGUGACGCCACAUAGGCCGUAAUUUUGUUUUUGCUUUUGUUAGGGUGUUCAGCAUCUUGACUCCUUAAAAGUUUUCAGUCAGAUUUAUAAAGCAGCAUUGAAGAAGUUGUAUUAUGUUUGAGUACAGUUGGAAUCCAUGGCAGUUUUAUGGACGCCGAAUAUGUCAGAUGAAUAGGCUAAUUUUCCUGAGUUGCUGGCCUUAUUAGUCCCUACUAUGUUGCCCCCUGGUUACCUAAUGCAUGUUCAAAAGGUAUAGUUUUCAUCACCUGCUUGAUCUUGAUUUUCAGACAGCACCAAAUCAGUUGCAAAACAAAUCCAAGCUAAAAUUGUGAGCGUAUGAUUAAUUUACUAUAGCAUGUAAUUAUGCAGUAUUUUAUUUUUUAUUUUUUAUUUUUUUGAGACAGAGUCUCGCUCCAUUGCCCAGGCUGAAGUGCAGUGGCAUGAUCUCGGCUCACUCUAAUCUCUGCCUCCUGUGUUCAAGUGAUUCUUCUGCCUCAGCCUCCCGAAUAGCUGGGAUUACAGACAUGCACCACCACGCCCAGCUAAUUUUUUGUAUUUAUAGUAGAGACGAGGUUUUACCGUGUUGGCCAGGUUGGUCUUGAACUCUUGACCUCAAGUGAUCUACAUGCCUCGGCCUCCCAAAGUGCUGGGAUUACGGGUGUGAGCCACUGCGCCCAGCUAUCCAGUAUUUUAUUUAAAAGUUGUCACUAGGGUGUUCACUAUUGUGAAUUUAUAAUCUUAAAAGUUGGGGAUGCUAAAAGUACCAGACUAAAAUACUAUGAGGUUUUCUCAUCUUUUAAUUCCAUUUUGUUAGAAAAAAUAAUCACAACCAGGGUUCUUUUACCUUUCCCCAGCCAUCUAGACUGCUUUACUGCAAUGUUGGGAAGAUUGCAUACAAUAAAAACUGUAGCUAGUUGAUUGGGAUUUGGGAAAAUUGAAUCAAGCAUUUGCAUUCAUCCAGAAUGGUCUUAAACUGCUGACUGUGGGGUGCCCACAGGAUGAGCACUGGUGGCAUGGGUGGGAGGAAUUUCCUUGGAUACUGCAAUUGCAUUUGAAAGAUCUAUUUUCCAAAACCCGAGCAGAGAGAGGCUAGGAGGAAUGCAGACAGGACAUUGAAAAUGCGAAUUCCCUUUACUAGUAGAACAUGAAAUAUCUGAUAAUGGUUUAAAAAAAAUAAGUGUCAGGAUACAUUGUAGUAUAAAGGUUCAACUAGUAUAAUUUAAAAUGAGUCUUUAUAUUCAGGCCAGGUGUGGUGGCUCACACCUGUAAUCCCAGCACUUUGGGAGUCCGAGGCGGGUGGAUCACCUGAGAUUAGGAGUUCAAAACCAGUGUGACCAACAUGGAGAAACCCCUUCUCUACUAAAAAUACAAAAAAUUAGCCAGGCAUGGUGGUGCACGCCUGUAGUCCCAGCUACUUGUGAGGCUAAGGUAGGAGAAUCGCUUGAACCCAAGAGGCAGAGGUUGCAGUGAGCUGAGAUCACACCACUGCACUCCAGCCUGGGUGACAGAGCGAGACCCUGUUUCAAAAAAAUAAGAAAUAAAAAGUGAGUCUUCAUAUUCAAAUUAGUAUAUGAGGUUAGGCAACAAUUCUUUAUGGGACCAGGUAUAUUUAAUUUGCCUUUCUUUGCAGUCAUCCUAGUAAAUCCUUGUAAAGGGUUAUUUUAUAUACAAUUUUGUAGUAUAUUCUAAAUCCCCUUUGGCAAAUAAAGCUGAAGUUAUCUAGUGUCAGCAUACUGUGAUUUGUAUAUUUAUAUAAGACAAGAUUGCAUCAUUCUGAUUAAGUUGCAGCAUUUUAGUUUUAUCUGAUAGGCCUGUAUUGAGUAAUCAGUAGCUAUGUGCAAAUAUUAAGUCAACUUAAUUACCAGACCCAGAAGUCCAGAGGUAAUCAAAGAGUACUUUCGGAAGAUGAAAUAUUUAUAAUGAGUUAUGGAAACAAUGUUUUAGAAAUGUUUUUCUUGGUGUAAUUUAAUGCAGAUUUUUACCUCAAUUUUGUUAAAAAACUUGAUAAUUUGAUCCCUCCAUCUAUUUAAUAUUUAAUAUUUUCAGAUUCUAGAGUAUUUAAAAUUUAAACACAAUUAUAAAAUUAAUUAUAAUUCCUACUUAUGUUAGCUAUGAUUUAGGGCCCAAACUACCCUGGUUUUGUCUGCAACUUGAAACAUUGUGUAUUUUAAAGUAUAUAAUUUGGGAACAUUAUUUUAUAGACUGUGGAUAACCAAAUAUAAGAUUUGUGAUUUUUAAUGCUU
Molecule: messenger RNA, 9542 nt
Organism: Gorilla gorilla gorilla (western lowland gorilla)
Lineage: Eukaryota; Metazoa; Chordata; Mammalia; Primates; Hominidae
Product: solute carrier family 35 member F5-like
Exons: 9
Coding region: 470-1273 (267 amino acids)
Cellular component (GO): membrane
Source: RefSeq, a predicted model, not a curated record